Molecule: messenger RNA, 1065 nt
Organism: Henningerozyma blattae CBS 6284
Lineage: Eukaryota; Fungi; Ascomycota; Saccharomycetes; Saccharomycetales; Saccharomycetaceae
Gene: NDJ1
Product: Ndj1p
Exons: 1
Coding region: 1-1065 (354 amino acids)
Source: RefSeq, a predicted model, not a curated record
AUGGGAUUGAAAAUACCAGAAGAAAAUGAAUAUCAUCAACAUGUUAAUACCCAUUUUUCUAAUGAAUAUGAAAUCUCAGAAACUUGUCUUAAUGAAAGUAUAAACAGAGAUUUAUUAGAUUCAGCAAGGUUUGCUAAUAUAAAUAAUUUCUUAUAUGAAAAUCCAAAUUACCAAUUUGUGUAUAACUCGUUGUAUUAUGAUUCAUUUAAUAUUAAUUUAGUUGAAAGUAACAUCGAGUUAAAUGAGAAUUCCAUUUUCAAAAGUAAAUUAAUAAGAGAUCAUUUUGUUAUUGUUAAUAAGCAAUUAUUACUCUAUCCAUGGCAAUUUAAUAAUAAAAGAGAGAUAAGUCUCGUCAAGGAUUCGAUUUGGGAUCUACACGGUGUUUUUGAAUUUUAUAGUAAAAUUAGUUUCAAUUCAAAUUCAAAUUUAAAUUCAAAUAAUGCAGAUUUAAAUAUUGAUUCAAGACAUUCAAGGCCAAUCUAUCGUUGCACUAGUGCUAAUACAACCAAAAAACAUUGGGAAAUUCAAAUCACCUCAUACAUUUUUGAAACCAUUUCCAGUUUGAUUCAGAAUUAUUUGCCAAACGUAGCUGAAUAUAAUGGAUUUUGUACAAGAUUACAUAUUUUAAAGAAUUUUGAUAUCAAAAGAAGUAUAUGGGAUGAAUAUUUACUAGUAAGACAAGUAAAUACAAAUUCUACGUUUUCCUUAAAUGAUUUCAAAGAUGAAUGGAAAGAUUUUUGUCUUGGACAAUCCAAUAAUUUAGAAGCUAAUUCUUUACAAGGUCAUAAAUUGAAAAGAAUUAUGGAUUAUCCAUUUUUUACAAAUUAUACAAAUUUAAACUUUGGUAUCUUUAUUGAUAAAAAUAAUGAUAUUCUUUUAUUUUUAAAUGGAUUUUCCAGAGACCAAAUCUUAGAUUUUAAUAAAUAUUCAACGGAACCAAUUCUAACAUUAAAUACAUCUGAUGAUAAUCAGAUGCUCUUGAUUCAGAAAUUAUUAUUAUUUUUAAAUUGUUCUGUUUUACAAUGUUUUAUUCAAGAAAUUUUAAAAGAAAAUAAUAAAUUUUGA